Anopheles aquasalis is the source of this 1368-nucleotide messenger RNA. Its product is annotated as probable cytochrome P450 313a2. The record is from RefSeq and is a predicted model, not a curated record. Gene Ontology annotation, molecular function: heme binding; oxidoreductase activity, acting on paired donors, with incorporation or reduction of molecular oxygen; monooxygenase activity. Lineage: Eukaryota; Metazoa; Arthropoda; Insecta; Diptera; Culicidae.
AUGGCGUGGAAGAGUAAGCUCAUUAGUUCUUUCAGUGUAUAUUUUGUAUAAAAAUUAAAUCCAUACUAAUGAUAAUUUUCCAGAGCACUGGAAUUGACAAUGGAACGCUUCUUGAAUCCGCUCCUUCAUCCCGAUUGGAUGUAUCGUAGGUCGUCGAGCUACCGAAAGGAAGAAAAGGCAUUAAAGGAGAUCUAUCGACCGGUGAAGCACAUUCUGCAUCUGCAGAGCAAAUCAAAAUUUAUCGAUGAAUAUUUGUCAGCAUUGAAAAGGAACGGACAUGAUGAAAGACGGAUGAUCCAAACAGAAGUCUCUGGGUUAAUUUAUGCCGGUCAUGAAACAAGCGCAAUUACUAUUUCUAACACAUUGCUCCUUCUCGCUAUGCACCCAGACGUACAAGAGCAGGUUGUGGCCGAGAUACGCCAACAUUGUGGUGCUCUUGGUGAAGAUAUUCGAUAUGAAACGCUUCAGGAGCUCGUCUACCUAGAGAUGGUACUGAAGGAGUCUCUCCGCUUACUGCCGAUCGCACCUUUCGUUGGCCGCCAAACAACACAAGAAAUAGCUGUGGGAAAACACAUUUUGCCAGCGGGUGUUGAUGUUUUCAUCAAUAUUUUCAGCAUUCAUCACAAUCCCACCUACUGGGGAGAGGAUGCCGAUCAAUUUCGACCGGAACGGUUUGCUACGACGACUUACGAUCGCUCUACGUAUUUGCCCUUCAGUGCGGGAAUGAGGAACUGCAUCGGUGGACAGUACGCAAUGAUUUCGAUGAAAGUAAUACUGAUCAAGAUCCUUACUUCCUACCAGUUGGAGACGGAUUUGAAGUUUAAUGAUUUGAGCAUGAAAUUUGCUAUCACUAUGAGAAAUGCCGAUGGGCACAUGGUUCGAUUAAUGCGCAGAUGAUUGUCAUGAUAGUUUAUUGCUUUAAUGAUUCAAUAUCAGCAGCAACUUUUAACUCUGUCUAUGAAUCAUCAAUUAAUUUCUUCUGCGGCGAAAUAAGAAUAAAAUUACUAAGAAAAUGUAACUGUGGUAGUUGUUUUUCAUUUCCAAACAACUUUUAUCACGAGCUGGACUAACAACUUGGCGGACGACGGCGUCCGAUUACGAGCGCGUUGGAUGGCGCCGGAUAAGUAAGUAAGAAAGUUGUAACGAGCUGGCGAGAUAAUUUCUUACCGGCACCAGCGUUGCCGAUCCAUAUUCGCGGUGCGAUCGGUGGCUCCUUGUCUCAAACCGUCAAGAGAGACAUCCAAGAGCCCGACGCGUGAAGGGUCGGAUCGGCGUGGCGACGCGAGAGCCGUGCUGGUCGAAUUGUCUUUUCCCUUUCACUUCCCUCCUCUUUCUUCUGCCCAUUACCUUCAGCUUUGCAGAAGUUUC